AUGAGGCGCGCUGGCAGGAGCAUGGUUGAAAGGACCAGCAAGUUCUUGCUGAUCGUGGCCGGCUCGGUGUGCUUCAUGCUCAUCCUGUACCAGUACGUGGGGCCGGGGCUGAGCCUGGGGGCGCCCAGCGGCCGCGCCCCGGCUGAGGAGCUGGACCUCUUCCCCACGCCGGACCCGCACUAUGUCAAGAAGUACUACUUCCCCGUGCGGGCGCUGGAGCGGGCGCUCGCCUUCGACAUGAAGGGCGAGGACGUGAUCGUCUUCCUGCACAUCCAGAAGACGGGCGGCACCACCUUCGGCCGCCACCUGGUGCAGAACGUGCGGCUCGAGGUGCCCUGCGACUGCCGGCCCGGGCAGAAGAAGUGCACCUGCUACCGGCCCAACCGCCGGGAGACCUGGCUCUUCUCGCGCUUCUCCACCGGCUGGAGCUGCGGGCUGCACGCCGACUGGACCGAGCUCACCAGCUGCGUGCCCGGCGUGCUGGACAAGAGGGAGAGCGCCGCGCUCAAAGCCCCCAGAAAAUUUUACUACAUCACGCUGCUGAGAGACCCUGUGUCCCGUUACCUCAGUGAAUGGAGGCAUGUCCAACGAGGAGCUACCUGGAAAACUUCCUUGCAUAUGUGUGAUGGUCGGACACCAACCCCUGAAGAGCUGCCAUCAUGCUAUGAAGGCACAGACUGGUCAGGAUGCACGCUGCAGGAGUUCAUGGAUUGCCCGUAUAACUUGGCAAACAACCGCCAAGUGAGGAUGUUGGCUGACUUGAGCUUGGUGGGCUGCUACAACAUGUCUUUUAUCCCUGAGAACAAGCGAGCACAGAUCCUGCUAGAGAGCGCAAAGAAGAACCUUAGAGACAUGGCCUUUUUUGGCUUGACAGAGUUCCAGAGGAAGACUCAAUACCUGUUUGAGAGAACUUUUAAUCUGAAAUUCAUCAGGCCCUUCAUGCAGUACAACAGUACAAGGGCAGGCGGAGUGGAGGUGGAUAACAACACCAUACGGAGGAUUGAGGAGCUCAAUGACUUGGACAUGCAGCUCUAUGACUAUGCAAAGGACCUUUUCCAACAGCGCUACCAGUACAAGCGGCAGCUGGAGAGGAUGGAGCAAAGGAUAAAGAAUCGGGAAGAGAGGCUUCUUCACCGGUCCAACGAGGCACUUCCCAAGGAAGAGACAGAAGAGCAAGGACGCUUGCCCACUGAGGACUACAUGAGCCAUAUUAUAGAGAAAUGGUAGCCUAGGCAGACUUUUAUACUGAAUGGGAUUCUAGGGUUUCCUGUUAAAAGAUCAUGGAAGUAAAAAUACAAAAUCACCCCCAACAAAUCUUUUAUUUAAAAGCAAGUCUGUAAAACAGAAGGUAUCAUUCUUCUUUAAACAAUGGGUCUUUUUACUGUUUCUUACAAGACCAAUGAGAUUCUUAAAAAAAUAAAUAAAUACCUAAAAAAUAAAAAAGGGUCAACAUUAAAACUCAGAUUUAAAAAUGCACAAAUUCAGCCACCCACUUUUGAGGCCAAAUACAAUGUAAUGUUUCUUAUCCUCCCAAAUUCAGAAACAGAUGGCAGAGGUAGGAUCUUUUAUUAAUCUGUUUUUCCCCUGAGUAUAAAGACAGAUAUACAAACACACACAUGUAUAUAGAUAAUUUUUUUAAUCAAGGUUUCCCUUUGUUUCCCUUCUUUUUUGUGGGGGAGGGUAAUGGGGGGGUUAUUUUUGUUUUGCUAAAGUAAGGAUAGUAGUGGCAAGGUUGAU
This is a messenger RNA of Emys orbicularis (European pond turtle), 1737 nucleotides long. It is a transcript of the gene HS6ST1, whose product is annotated as heparan sulfate 6-O-sulfotransferase 1. The record is from RefSeq and is a predicted model, not a curated record. Gene Ontology annotation, molecular function: heparan sulfate 6-sulfotransferase activity. The transcript is spliced from 2 exons. Lineage: Eukaryota; Metazoa; Chordata; Testudines; Emydidae. Gene Ontology annotation, cellular component: membrane. The coding region runs from base 1 to 1227 and encodes 408 amino acids.